GCACAAAUGCAGCUGUUGUGUGUGCAUAUAUGUGUGUGAGUGUGUCUGCAUGGACCUUUCUGGAUGUGCUGUGCUCACACAACUUCUGAAAAGCGGCCCUCCUGUCUACCUCUGAUCUAGGAAGCAGAGCAGGAUGACUCUUCAGUGGACGGCAGUGGCCUUCUUUCUCUAUGCAGAGAUAGCCAUCAAUCUCAUCUUGUGUGUCCCAUUCAUAUCAGCACAGAGAUGGCGCUUGGUUUUCAGUUGGAAAAUAUGGACGUGGUUAUCCCCUUACUGGAACAAGUGUUUCUUCGCCAUGAUCAUGGUUCUCAUUGUUCUUUUCCUCGAUGCAGCUCGUGAGGUGCACAAGUACUCAAGCCCUGAAUCCAUACAAGAGGUGAAGGUGAACUCCAAUCUCUUCGACCACCUUCACAUGAGGCUCUUCAGAGCUCAGAGGAACCUCUACAUCUCGGGCUUCUCACUCUUCCUGUGGCUUGUCAUGCGGCGGGCUAUCAUCUUGCUCAACCAGGUGGCUGUCACGGCACAGAAUAAUGCAGCUCUUCAAGCGCAGAUGGAGAACGCUGCCAAAGCCGCCAACCAACAUCAAGAGGACAACCGUGUACUCAAACAAACUCUCUUAGGUGAGGAAAAAGUAAUUUCAGAAAAGAAUCAUCAGCUGAAGCUUGAAGUCAAGAGCCUGUCCAAUCAGCUGAAGAUGGCACAAGAGGCCAUUCACAAAUCCCAUGCUGAAGUGGAGACCAUGAGAAGUCAGACCAAAGGUCUGGCCAAGGAGUACGAUCGACUGCUGAGCGAGCAUCAUCAACUCCAGAAUCUUCAGAGUGCCGCAGACAAAAAGAUCCAAUGAAAUACAUGGAAGGAACUGUCAAUACAUCAAGGGGUCAUAUUUUGGAAAAUGUAUUUUCAUUGUUUGUAUAUAAAUAGUGGUAGCUUCAGAUUGAGGUACCAGCUUGGUCAUGGAAUGAAUUAAACUGAGAACUCAAGGUACCACAGUUGGUUUUGUUUACUGGAGUGCCUGACAACCCACCAACUGUGAAAUUAAACAACUAAGACAA
Molecule: messenger RNA, 1052 nt
Organism: Hippocampus comes (tiger tail seahorse)
Lineage: Eukaryota; Metazoa; Chordata; Actinopteri; Syngnathiformes; Syngnathidae
Product: B-cell receptor-associated protein 29-like
Exons: 8
Coding region: 134-844 (236 amino acids)
Biological process (GO): intracellular protein transport; endoplasmic reticulum to Golgi vesicle-mediated transport
Cellular component (GO): endoplasmic reticulum; endoplasmic reticulum membrane
Source: RefSeq, a predicted model, not a curated record